Messenger RNA from Eruca vesicaria subsp. sativa (arugula), 1281 nucleotides. NCBI's taxonomy places the organism in Eukaryota, Viridiplantae, Streptophyta, Magnoliopsida, Brassicales, Brassicaceae. The record is from the annotation of a GenBank genome assembly.
AUGGAUAGGCCUAGACAGAAUGAUCACUUGGGUGUGAAAAAGAUUAGGAAGAAUAUCAGAAAGAGUCCUCUCCACCUACCCAAUUUCGCUGCCAAUGCUAACUUAGGCGCGGCAGCGAGCCCUCAAGUGCAGCCUCAGGUUUAUAACAUUAGAAGGAACGACUUUAAGAGUAUUGUUCAGCAGCUAACUGGCUGUUCAGCACAUGAGAGUCUCCCUCGGCCUCCUCAGAACAACUCACCGAAGCCUCAGAAUACUACUCGGUUGCAGAGGAUUAGACCACCACCCUUAACGCAAAUCAACCGGCCUGCGGUUCCUCUACAACACCAUCAUCCUCACAGCUUUAUGAGACCGCCUCCAAACCAAUCUCAUCUGCCACAAGGCACGCAACAGCAACCAAUGAUGGGUCAAGGAGACCAGUUUUGGUCUACGACAGCUGAGUGUCCCAUCUCAGAGUAUAUGCCUUAUCAUCAAAGUUCACUUGGAGAUGAAGGUCCUAGUGGUAACCAGAUGCAGCCAUGUUUUGAACAGCAGCCUUAUAUGCCGGCUCAUGAACAUCGGCCAUACAUGCCAGGUCACGUACAUCGGCCAUGUAUGCAUGGUCACGUACAUCGGCCAUAUAUGCCAGGUCACGUACAUCGGCCAUAUAUGCAUGGUCACGUACAUCGGCCAUAUAUGCCAGGUCACGAACAGUCUCAACCUCAGAAUUAUAUGCCAUAUCAGCCUCAGCCUCAGCCUCAGCCUCAGCAUCAGCAUCAGCCCGAGCCAUAUAUGAUGCAUGGAUCACAACCUCAAAUGAAUAUGCAUGGGCCAUUACAACCUAGUCAGUAUCUACCACCACCUGCGUUAGUUCCUAGCUCAGUGCCUCGUAAUCUUCCUCCCCCUCAGUUCAAUGGUCAUGUACCUGUGACAUCCACUCUACCCUCUUCCAUGUUCAAUGGUCAUGUACCUGUGACAUCCACUCUACCCUCUCCAAUGUUCAACCAGACUUAUGGUGGUUUGCCUUCUCCUCGGUAUGAAAAUUUCGGACAACUAGACUCGCUUACGUCUCAGUUUGCUCUACCAUCUCCUACCAGUUAUCCGAACAUGUUCUCCCCUAGAUCACAAGGAGGAUUUCAGUAUCCUCAACCACUCACCCCAAACUUCUCAUUUUCACAAUUAGCUCAAUCAGGAAGUCUUGGACCCGGUUCAGGUCCUCCUCAGCAGCCUCCAUCUCCAGGGCUCGUGUUCCCGUUAUCUCCAGGAUUAUUACCUGUCCCAAGUCCAAGAUGGAAUGAUUACUAG